This is a messenger RNA of Athalia rosae (coleseed sawfly), 2189 nucleotides long. RefSeq names its product sialin (gene NaPi-T). Gene Ontology annotation, biological process: transmembrane transport; monoatomic anion transport. Gene Ontology annotation, cellular component: plasma membrane. Lineage: Eukaryota; Metazoa; Arthropoda; Insecta; Hymenoptera; Athaliidae. Bases 145 to 1806 code for a protein of 553 amino acids. The record is from RefSeq and is a predicted model, not a curated record. The transcript is spliced from 8 exons. Gene Ontology annotation, molecular function: transmembrane transporter activity.
UCCAAGUUAGACGGUUGAUGAGAAUGUUAAGAUCGCGCAGAUUCGACCGCCAAAGAUUCGACAUUACCGCAACAGUAUCUUACCAUAUACGAUUUUUGUAACAUUGGAACGAAAUUCAAUUCGAAUCGAAUCGUUCCACUCGUCAUGACAUUCGAUGGAAAAAAAACUGGAAAUGGGGGAGAGAGAUUUUCCUGUCGUGAUAUCUUGUGGUGCCUCGUCUUCUGUGGUUUCGGCAUUAAUUAUAUGCUCAGAAUAAAUCUGAGUAUCGCAAUUGUUGCUAUGGUUGUACCGAGGCCCAAAGUAGCCCAAGAGGCGGAGUGCGCUGUACGCGAUAAAAAUCUAGUAUCGAAUAUUUCCCAUUUAUUGCUCAACGAAUCUUCAUCAGUUACGCAGUUUCCCGAGGACCAAAACUACACAACGAUUCCCCUACCGGAGUUUAAUACUCCUGGAGAUGAAAACGUCACGUCAGAAGACAACCACACGGAGUACCACGAUCGUUUCUCUUGGGACGAAUACGAACAAGGCCUGGCCUUGGGUGGAUAUUUUUGGUUCAAUUGGGUCCUGCAACUACCAGGUGGGCUUAUGGCCCGCUAUUAUGGAACCAAAUUUAUAUUCGGAUGGGCAAAUCUUGCUACAGCUUUGCUGGGUUUCAUCGUGCCAUUUAGCGCAAGCUAUAAUCUCUACGCUUUCGUUUUCAUCAGGAUGCUGCAAGGCCUGGUUGCGGGUGUGAUUUGGCCUUCCAUGCACCACAUGACCGCUAAAUGGAUACCUCUGAACGAAAGAAGCAGAUUCAUUAGCGCUUAUCUUGGUAGUUCCGUGGGUGCAGCGAUUACUUAUCCACUCUCAUCAACGCUAAUUAGCUGGUGGGGAUGGGAGUCAGUUUUUUACGUAACAUCAGUUCUUGGAAUCCUCUGGUAUAUCGCUUGGCAUUAUCUUGCUUUCGACACACCCCAAGAACAUCCCCGAGUCUCAAUCGCCGAGAGAACUUACAUUUUGGAAAAUCUCGGAGACUCAGUGGACGAAAGUUCCCGACCCAUCCCUUGGAAAGCUAUUCUAACAUCUGUUCCGCUCUGGCUCACAGCUUUCGCCCAAUUGGGAGGCUCGUGGGGGCUUUUCACCUUCAUGUCGGAAGCACCUUCUUAUUUCAAUUACGUCCACGGAUGGAAUAUCGGCGCGGCGGGGGUGUUUUCUGCCACCCCUCAUUUAGUUCGAAUGGUAUUCUCGUACGCCUUCGCAAGCUUGGCCGACUGGAUCUUGAGAACGAAAAAAAUGAGUCUUACGCAUUUACGAAAAUUUUCUAGUGUGAUAUGCAACGUCGUGCAAGCCCUUUUACUGGUAGGUUUGGCGUACAGUGGAUGCCACCCGAUAGUAGCGAUAGUAUUCUUGACAGCAGGUACCGCUGUGAGCGGUGCUCUUUCAUCCGGAACAUUGGCUACUAGCGUUGAUCUCAGUCCUAAUUAUGCCAGCAUACUUUUAGGCAUAGUCAAUACAAUUACGGUAACAAGUGGUCUCAUCUCUCCCAUGAUCGUCGGAGUUUUGACGAAUAAUAACCAAUCGGUCGAACAAUGGCGCAUUGUGUUCCUGAUCAUCGCAGCGAUAACUCUCGCAACUGGUAUCCCCUAUUUAAUUUUUGGAACCUCCGAUUUACAACCUUGGAAUAGCACGAAGAAUGAAGAAACAGGCGAAGAACUUCAGAAGCUCAGAUUUGAACUGGAGGAUAAAGAUCGCACGAACGAGCCAGAUAACAAUACUCAUCUGCUGGGAAAUCAAGCAAAUUUUAUAGCAGUUCCAGAACAAGUCAGAUGACAGGAAUAAAAUCGUAUCUACAGAAUUUUAGAAAAUUCUCAAUUUCUUACGUCUAUAUGCCUAAGAUAUCGAUAAUAUUCAUGGAAAAAAUCUGACGUGUUUUGAGAUUCGAUCACAACGUAACUGCAGUUUAGUCAAAUAAAUAUCCCACAACUCCCGGCUGCAUUGUUGCCUAGAUAAAUAAAAUUCUAUGACGAUAUUAUUAUAUGAAUUAAAUGUUGAAACUUUCGGUGGAUUUUCUCGAUUUUUUAUUAUUAGUCUGUAAUCAAAUAUAUAAAAAACAAUUUGGAAUUCAUGAACUUUUAAUUUCUUGUAUCUCUGAGGGUGGGUUUUUUUACGAACGUUGGAAAACCUUCUCGCUACUUCUGAAGCAUUAUAAGAUG